Asterias rubens (European starfish) is the source of this 3079-nucleotide messenger RNA. Its product is annotated as globin CTT-VIII-like. Lineage: Eukaryota; Metazoa; Echinodermata; Asteroidea; Forcipulatida; Asteriidae. Gene Ontology annotation, molecular function: heme binding; oxygen binding. The record is from RefSeq and is a predicted model, not a curated record. The transcript is spliced from 3 exons. The coding region runs from base 661 to 1218 and encodes 185 amino acids.
AUCAUAAUUUAGACGUGUACAGUGGUUGUGUGUGUAUACCGAUAAUAACAUGGUUGUCUAGUGGGUUUUAGCCACUACAGCACAGUGUAUUGCAACGGACCGAUGCUUAGACCACACGCAUGCUGUACAUCAUCGCAAGGUUAAAUAUCUCUGCAUUUAUAAUUUCAUCAUUGUUUUGAAAAACAAAAAUGUGGUUGAUGAACUACGCGUGGAAUUAGGACCAACGAAGCCAUGAAUGAUAUGAGAUGAUUACAUGAUUUAAAUUGGUAUAAAGCUUCAUACGGAUCCAGCAGCCAGAUUGCCGAUUAAACCUUCCUGUAUUACACGCCAGAAAAAUACUGUCUGUUUGUUCAGAUAACACUAUGGUUGGAGAAACAAUUUAAUUUACUUCUACUGCUUAGCAUUAUAUGCCAUACUGAGGUUAACUGGAAGGUGUUUUAAUUUAUUUAUAUUCCUGGACAUCUUCAUAAAAGAUAAUGUGUAUAUCAUCAAUAAAUGGAGUGGACAGAAGAUGCGGCCACAAACAGCACCAGACGCAGCAGCGAUUGCAAAACAAAACAUGGCGGGCUGUUUAAUAUGCCGCCUGUGUUUUCUGUGGCAAUAUAAACACUGUUUCCUGGAAGCUCGGUAGAUAUUUGACGGGAAAUACAGAUAAACUAAAUGGGUUGUGCUUCGUCUGUAACGGAGGAGAGGACCACUAAGAAUGGUACAGCCGGUGGAAUCCCUGAGCCAGAUGCCCCUCCACCAACAGACCCAAGGCUACCCUUAUCAGCUCGACAAAAAUUCAGCCUGGAAAAAUCGUGGAAGGCGGUGCAACGAAGCUUAGAAGGAGUUGGAAUGAAUGCUCUGAUUAGAUUAUUCAAGCAAUGUCCAGACACGCAAGAUUGGUUUCCUUUGUUUACGGGAAAGACAGAGGAUCAGUUAAGAGAAGACGAGUCUUUUGCUGCUCAUGCUAAUGCCUUGAUGUCUGUGUUUGAUGAAUCAGUGGAGAAUUUAGGAGAUGUUGACGAAGCGAUCAAACUUCUGACUAAAACGGGUAAAAGACAUGCAAAACUAGGCUUAGAAGCUGAUAUAAUAAUGAAAUUUCAUCAGCCUCUACUUAAGGCAAUUGAGGAACUUUUGGAUACAAGAUAUAGUGAAAAGAUAGAAGAAAUCUACAAAUUGUGGUUAAAGUUUGUAUUCGAACAUAUAACAAAAGGAAUGGAGGCAGGAGCUUAAUGCAUUUGUCGUUCGAAAGAUCACGGCCUAGGCAUAACGCAUUACAAUGCAGUGAUACAGAUCCAGCGACUGUUUAAUGAACAGCUUUUAAUGCAGUAAUAAAGAUCCAACGACUGUUUGGUGAGCAGCAUAUAAUGCAAAGACAAAGAUACAGUGACUGUUUGAUGAAAGGCUAUAACGCAGUGAUAAAGACACAACGGCUGUUUAAUGAACACCUACAAUGCAGUGAUACAGAUCCAACGGCUGUUUAAUGAUCAGCUCGCACGUAUAAUGCUUAUGGCCUGCCUGACACAAGAUUGACAAGGAACAUAUUAUGAGGUUUGUGUGGAAUACAGAUGUGUAGACUUAUUUGAUUGUAUAGUAUAGAUUAUAUUUUAAAGACUCCUCAAUCACCAAGAGUGCCACUUAGCAUGCUUAGCUAUAAUUUAUGACAUUGUGUGUAAAAUCAUGCAUUGGUGAGAAAGAACUGUGGGUCAAUUUCAAAGAGCUGCUUAAGCAAAAACAUUUGCUAAGCACAGCCACUUUAUGCUUACUAAAUUAAGGUUACUAUCCACCAUGUCACAUGUACAGUUUGUGACUGGUAUCAUGUCUAUUUCUGAUAAGCAGGAAACUGAUAAGCAGUUUUGUUUUUGCCUAAGCAGCUGAAUGAUUGGACCCCGUCUAUACAUUCAUGAUGAACCCAUUGUCACUAUUCAACAUUUAUUUUAUACAAUAGAGUUGCAUGAAAGUUGACAAAGACUUUUGUUUUGUGUUGUUAAUAUAGGCGUGUUUGAUUUUUUUAAUUACCUACAAAUAUAUGCAUCAGUUUUGUAGUUUAAUUGAUGACAAUUACGUCAUGAAAUAACCAACUGCACAGUUGUUUCACUACCCUCAAGGGAAGUGUUUUUGUCUGACAUAACUGUGAAAGUCGAGAAUAGCAACUUUGGUAAAACGUCUAGUAUUUUGCACUUUGUGUGACAUGUAAAAAUUUGAGCUUUUAGUCAGCGGAGCGACGAGAAAAGAAUGACAAAUUUGUUUGUCGGAAACAUCGAGUUUUGGACUCGCCAUAUCCAUAAAUUGUUUCACUCUUUUCUCAAAAACUAAAGACGUUCAGACAAAAUUAUUUGAGACUUGGGACGUUUUGUACCACGGUUUUGAUCUCUCGAGUCAAAAACAAAACAGUAGGCUACUUGCUGUUUAACUGCUUCAUUUAAUAACAAGAAAACAUUUAAAAAAGAAGGUACGUUUGCUAUCAUUCUUAAAACCAAUGGUAAGAAGUACAACAAUUUUUGAUAAAACAAAAAUGCAUUUUGAGAAACAUUUCCCAUGCCACAGAAGUUGAAUCCGAGGGGCGUCAGUAACGCUUCUUAAACCGUGUUGGAAUUAUUCUUCAUGCGUGGACAUAAUCGCUCUGGAUUGUCGGCUCUAUCUAAAAAAACGUUUUGUUUAUUCCGUCACAAGUUUACACAAAUUUAUUGAUUUCGAUCAAGCUUGCUGAUAAAGGCAAACCUAAAUCAAAUUGAAGUAGUCUGUAGUUUGGAAUUUGGAGGCAACUUAUACACAAGUGUGUUAGGAAAUAGAUCACAGUUCAGUGAAAUACCCACCAAAAUGACAACAAGAUUCUAUGUUUUUUUCUGAAGGAUGAAAUAAUUAAUUGCUUGAAUAACAGGGUUUUAACUUGGCACAAUUUUAUAAUGCAGCUAACACAUUUUCUGCUUAGCAGAUCUAAGCAGGAUACCAGUCCAAAACUGUACACGUGACAUUAUAUUUUGGCUGGUAACCUAAGAUAAUGUUUUUGCUGAAGGUGCUCUGAGUUCUGGGCCCAAUUUCAAAAAGCUUGUAGGCACAAAAACCUGCUAAGCACAGACAAAUAUUGCUUAGC